This is a messenger RNA of Mycena citricolor, 2102 nucleotides long. The record is from the annotation of a GenBank genome assembly. NCBI's taxonomy places the organism in Eukaryota, Fungi, Basidiomycota, Agaricomycetes, Agaricales, Mycenaceae.
CUUGAUGCCACCUACCCCUUCGCUGGGCCCGCACUCCUCCCGCCUCAUAUACACGCUAUUCGCUCUCCUCCACUCGAGCCUCAACCCUUACUCUUCUUCUGGCCGAACCCAUGUCCAUUCCAAACGAGCAACGACAUUCAAUCCUCAUUCUCCCAAGGACAUCGUUUUCGCAUGCCUCAUUCCGGUCCUCGUCCUCCUGUCAGGUGUCUUCGCCGGAUUGACUCUCGGGUACAUGAGUUUGGAUCAAACGCAACUCAAUGUGCUUUGUCUGAGUGGUACUCCUGAACAGCGUAAAUAUGCUCAGAAAAUCUUGCCCAUCCGCAAGAAUGGUCACCUACUGCUGGUGACACUGCUGCUCGCCAACAUGAUCGUGAACGAGACGCUCCCCAUUAUCAGCGAUCCGGUCCUUGGUGGCGGAGUCCAGUCCGUCGUUGUCAGCACGGUACUCAUCAUCAUAUUUUCGGAAAUCAUCCCGCAGUCGCUCUUCACCCGCUACGGCCUCUAUCUUGGAGCAAAGGCAGCGCCAUUUACGCAGUUACUCAUCUAUGCCUUGGGAGUCAUCUCGUGGCCAGUGGCCAAGCUACUCGAGUUUGUGCUUGGCUCACAUCACGGCAUCAUCUAUCGCCGUGCCGAGCUGAAGGAGCUCAUCGCCAUGCAUUCGGCUCAGGAACAUCACGGAGGCGAUUUGAAAAUGGACACUGUGGCUAUUAUCGGAGCCACCCUUGACUUGCAGGAAAAGAUCGUCCGAGAUGCUAUGACUCCUAUCGAGAAUGUGUUCAUGCUCUCGAUUGACGCUCGUCUCGACUAUGAUCUCAUGAAGAAAAUUGUCGCGUCUGGCCACAGUCGCAUUCCUGUCUUCGAAGAGAUCGACGCGCCCGCUUCAGUGCGCGUAGCGAACAGCAGUGUUACCAAAGUGAAGAAGAUUCUUGGUAUUCUUCUCGUAAAGCAACUGGUGCUCAUCGACCCCAAGGAGGCUCCUCCAAUCCACACAAUUCCAUUGAACACUGUUCCCUUCGUCUACAACAAUCAGACGCUUCUCGGUAUCCUAGACAAGUUCCAGGAAGGGCGCUCCCAUAUUGCCAUUGUCAGUCGUUACAGCGUGGAAAAGGUGCAGAAGGUACAGAAGGAGGUCAAGCGAGGCCUCACUCAGCGUUUGCGCGAGAAGGUUGGAAUGGGCGACGAUUCUGACGACGAGGCAGAAGAGACUGAGAAGAAAAAAGACACUCAGACGACCGAUGUCGAGAGUGGCAGUUCUGACGACAACGAAGAGGGCGACGUUGUGAUCAGAGACUAUGGUGCUGAUCCCCUGUCCGGAGUGCCUGUGAAACCGCCUAGUGGAUCGAGCUGGACCGGAUCGUCUGGAUUGGAGCAAAGCAUGCCCGCGGAUGCCGCUCUCAACAUUGCGGAUAUGGACCAGUUCUUCGCUGGAUUGGACACCUCUGUCAUGCCGGUUGGAAUCAUCACACUCGAAGAUGUCUUAGAGGAACUCAUCGGCGAAGAGAUAUUCGACGAAUUCGAUGCGGAUGGUGCGAAAGGAACUUACGUUCACCACCGCAAGCAUCUCGUGCCUAGCCACCACGGUUCUCCCGCUCUCGGCGCUCUUGCGGCCAACGAAAGACCGCCUGCAGUGGGGACCCCUACCGGCGGCUUGCGCACGCUCAACUUCUUGCGGUCUCGCAGUGUUCCGCCUUCGCAACGGGACCCUGGCGAUGGCAAAUCCGCUGAGCCCCAAGCGCAGUCCAAGCCUGCGUUGAAGGAUGGACGCGAGCUCGAGCCGGAAGUACACACAGCCGAGGUGCCCAAAGAUGCCGCGCCCGGCCCAGAUAUGCCUCUCGAGGCAGUUCUUCGGGCUGGAAUGGGCCGCCGUGGUCGUGUUGCAGCGGCUGGGUCGAGCGGGCCCCGCGGUCGAUUCAAGAGCAGCCCUCUAGAUGCUGGUAAGGGCGUUGAAACCGCCGGCCUAGCUGUUGAAGAUCCCCAAGAAUCCAAACCGCCUGAACAGUCUUGACCAUGUAGCACCCUGGUGUAUUUGUAGCUUUUAUUGCAGUCCUCGUUAUAAUGUCCGAUGCAACUAGAUCGUCAUUAGGCCUGGUAUGCCGGCGCAA